CUGGUGACAACAGAAAGCAGAGCAACGGCACGAUCGGCUGCCACUCGAUGCUUCAGAGAGGACGGGACACAACAAAGAAGUUUCUCGUAAGAAGACGAGGAGAAUCGAGAGAGGAGUGGACAGGAAAAUCCACUUUGUCAUUUUGCUGUUCAUAGCGAGGCUCAAAGGAAGAGAGUAUCUGAAAAGGAGCCGCACCCAUCUGUAAUCUCCCACAAAUCUCCUUCAUUCCACCUCCCUCGUCCGCUCCUUUAACAGCUGACACCACUGCACCUGACCAGCGGCGUCUCUCCCUUCAACCCAUCACACGACCAUGGACCGGUCAGCGCAGGAGCUGUUCCUCAACUUCAUGAUCGUCUUAAUCACCGUGCUGCUGAUGUGGCUGCUGGUGAGAGCAUACCAGGAGUGAACCACGGAGCUUGAAGUGAAGAGUGAAUGGGAGGCAGAGAGUUGCAGCGAUGUUGGCGUGUAACAAAGCCAGUAUGGAUACUAUAGGACUUAGUGCAGACAAAGUGUUUACAUCUUUUCAUUACUUUAGACUAUGAUCACUUUGGCUGACAAAGACAAAGCGGUCUUGAAUCUGUACUUGCAUUCUGAUAUGUUUGAAUGUGGCCUUGAAAUUCUGGCAAGUGCCAGAAGGUUAAAUCAUUGUACAAUUGGGAAGGUGAAUAAAAAUAACUGAACUGGGA
Molecule: messenger RNA, 686 nt
Organism: Solea solea (common sole)
Lineage: Eukaryota; Metazoa; Chordata; Actinopteri; Pleuronectiformes; Soleidae
Product: sarcolipin
Exons: 2
Coding region: 311-406 (31 amino acids)
Cellular component (GO): membrane
Molecular function (GO): enzyme regulator activity
Source: RefSeq, a predicted model, not a curated record